CCCACCACCCGCUCCCCGCCGCCGCCUUUAAUGCCUCCUCCGGGGACAGCGUCUCUCAAGCGUCAACGACUCUACUGCUCCACCGGCGCUUCCCUGUGAGCUCGCGCCGCGCGUGGGGGCGCGUAGACCCGCUAGUGCCGUGUGCUGCUAGAGGGAGCUCUGUGGUGUGGUGAUUGGCGAGAGGGCGCGCGUGUGUCUCGCCCGGAGUAUACCAUUAUUUUCUUCGCUCCCGGGGGUGCGGAGGGAGGAUGAUGCUGGCGAUGGGGUUGCGGGGCUGGGUGGGGGAGGAGGAGGAGUAGGCGCCCAGUUGCUUUGAUCGCUCCCGCCUGGCGGCCGGGGAGGCGCGGAUUGGGAAGGUGUAGUGGUCAUUCAACUUGUUCUGCUCCAGUUCUGAACCGACGAGUCUGAUUGGUGAGCCUGACUACUCUCCCAAAAGAAAUGGCGCUUGCUGUUUUUUUUCUGAAUGAUAAUGUACAAGAAGGUGAACAACUGAUCAUGUUCUGAUGCUGAACACCUUGUGAUGAAACUGUACUCCCGUUCAUUCUCCGCUGUUGCUUGAAUUCUGGUUUGGUUUCCUUCCCAGCUUUGAUUUGUUGCUACAGUAUCAUUGUACCAUCUCACCGGCAAGCUUGUCGGAAUGUAUGGUGCUUCACUGCUGAGUUUAAGGAACCAGUGUCCAGAGCUCGCAUGUUAUAGGAGCAGUGCUGUAAACUUGUGAUAUAAAGGCAAAUUGUGAGAAAGAAAAACUUCCAAGUUCUUUUGAGGAUGGGAGACCCUGGAGAGUCUUCUGAGAAGCACUCCCAAUGGAUAUCACACUGGACCAAAGGAAGCAGCAGUGCAGAACCCCGAGUUGGCAAGAGAUGUGAUGAUUCUACGGAGGAUGCGAAAUAUGACACUUGUACGGAAAAUUUCGGACCAUCAAACUUUGAGAUCAUGAAAUCUAGACUGUUUGAAAGGUUAAUGGUAGGAAUCAGCCAAGAAAGAGCAAUCCUGGAGCAUGGACAGCAGCUAAAUUCCAAUAUGAGGGCAGUGGUAAAAGAUGCUCGACGACACACUGCGCAAAAUCAAAUUGAUCAGGUAGACGGGCCUAUCAAAAAAUCUGUGAUGCAAAAAGAUGUGUUAUAUGCUAAAGCUGUAGUAUCAAAAUCACUUUCCAUUCAGAAGUUUUCAGAGUUACCGUUGGAUUUUCAGAACCUUGUGAGUUCAGAUGACCUGAGUUCAGAGUGGAACCAUUUUCCUAUGUUCGCAAUCAACAGAAAAAUUGACUCUAUUCUCAACGCUAAGAGAAAAUCUGCAAAGAGUACUGUGCCAAAAAAUGUUUUUGUGCCAAAACAAACUCUGAAGCUAAACAUGACUACAUCUAAUGUGAUGGCAUUCUCAUCUGAGGAAUAUGAACUGCACUCCCAACGAACAACUGACACGAUAAUGGAUCAGUGCAAACAUGCAGGAGACAUUGUAUCUCGCCUAGAAGAUCCUGCUGGUGUCAUGUUGGAUCCUGCAGAGCAAAAAUUAAAAGGUCAGUUGUCACCUGCAACGUCAUGUUCGUGUAGCAAGGAUGACAGUAACUCAUCUGAUAGUCUAUCAGAUGAGCAGCAUACAAGCCACUAUCUUGCAGACUCAGAUCAGGAACUAGCCUGCAGAUCCAGUGAAAAAAAGUUGAUGUUUUCAGAAAACAAUAACGCGGACCAUAAAAUUGGAAGCUCCUUCCAGAAUCAGAAGUCAGGAGCACCUGGACAUCGCGAACAAAAUAGUUCUGAGGGAGCCAUAUUUCGUACGUCAGUAACUGGUAAAGAAUUUGAAGCUGAUCAAAUUAAUUGUUCCAACAAAUAUAAGCAGGAUGAUGAAAAAUUUUAUGGUCCGUGUGAGUCUCAUGGUAGGAUUGUGGCUAGUGAUAUAUUAUCUUAUGGGCAACAACAUCUGAAUUCACAAAGAAUGGUAUCUGCAGCAAAUGUCACUGGCUCCUGCAUGUUACCUGAUACAACUGCAAACCUAUUUUCAGUAAAUGGUAGAGGUGAGGCAGCGACACAGCCAUUGGACAUAUUGGGAGGUUCUACUAAAAAGAAAGCUCCCUAUUUAUUUGAAAUGCUAACCAUACCUUCCAAAACACAAGAUAUGUAUCCUGAAGAUUCACUGCCUUCAGGAAACUCGACUGCUUUUGGAGUUCACAUGUAUGACACAAAUAUUGGAAGCCAUCUAUUUGGACCAAACAACAAAUCAUCAGGCAAUGUUGAAACGUUAUCCAGCGGCAGUCAACAUGUUUCAAAAUCCUCAGAAGGCAUUGCUUCAUUGUUGGCACAAAAGGAGUAUGGCUGCACAAAAAAUGAAAAAUCUGAGCAGUUUGCAACCCUGUCCAUCAAAGGUGCACUAGGAUGCAGCAAAGCAAAUGGAUUCCAAAACGUGAAUCAACACCAAGAUGUUUCCUCCAAAGCAACUGUCUCUAACAACCAACACUGCUUCAUUCCUGGGACAGCACGCAUGGACUUAGAUCUCAUGCAGUUUCAGAUGAGCAGAAUGAGAAACCAAGUUGCAGCUGAUACAAUUCAAUCGCAAGCGACGGCUGAACCAAGUGACAGAUGGCUCAAACGCCUACAGCUUGACAGCAAGGACCCUCAUCUUCCCGGUUCCAAGAGGCCAAAAGUUGGAGACUGUCGUCCUGUCAUCGAAGAACCAAGCAGCAUGAGACCAUGUUGCGAUGGGAGUGACGACGACAUUGUCGACGGUGAUAAGGAGGAGCAGGGAUUGGUUGAAGAGGUGCAAAUUCAAGGAGCCCGGGAAACAUCUCCUGCUGGGGCGAAGAUUGAUAGCCGGUGGAUAGGGAGAUGGUGUCAGGGUGGUGUUCCUGUUUACCAUGAAGAUGAUCCAGAUCAGAGGAAGGAAGCUACAAAGCCUGUCCUUGCCUCCGGAGGACUUGAAGGCCAGUUCCCAAGCAUCACAGCAAUGGCGAUGAUGGGGAGAGCAAUGAGCAAGGUUCGGCCGUGUCAGCAAGAGAGGAGGGGGUCCUUCAUGGUGUGGAAGACGUAGAAGGAUCCUAACCACGAACAGGUUUUAUUUAUAUUUCAAUCUUUUUUUGUCAAUUUGUAUAAUGUACUACUUGCCAGGUACAUGCUGUGUAAUUUCUUUUAAGAACAUGUGAAGUAUAUUUGUCAUGUUUUUUUUAUCAUCCUUAAGAAGUAUCUUGAGGUA
Oryza brachyantha (malo sina) is the source of this 3183-nucleotide messenger RNA. RefSeq lists its product as uncharacterized. NCBI's taxonomy places the organism in Eukaryota, Viridiplantae, Streptophyta, Magnoliopsida, Poales, Poaceae. Gene Ontology annotation, biological process: regulation of photomorphogenesis. Bases 766 to 3021 code for a protein of 751 amino acids. The record is from RefSeq and is a predicted model, not a curated record. The transcript has 6 exons.